AUGGGUGAUUUAGCGAAGCAGAUACUGACUCGACCGAUUCAACUCGCAGACCAAGUAGUUAAAGCCGGAGACGAAGCAACAAUCAACAAGCAAGAAUGUGCAGAAAUCAAAUCAAAAACGGAGAAACUCGCUGCUCUUCUCCGUCAAGCGGCGCGUGCGAGCUCCGAUCUAUACGAACGUCCCACGCGCCGUAUCAUCGACGACACUGAAAAUGUUUUAGAGAAAGCAUUGACCAUGGUCCAACGUUGCCGUGACGAUGGCUACAUAAUGCGACUCUUCAACAUAAUCCCCGCCGCAGCAUUCCGUAAAAUGAUCUCUCAGUUAGAAAACUCCGUGGGAGACGUCUCUUGGCUCCUCCGUGUCUCAACUCCCGCAGGUAACGACGACGACGAAGGCUUCGGUUACUUAGGUCUCCCACCAAUCGCAGCGAACGAACCGAUCCUAUGCCUAAUAUGGGAACAUAUCGCGGUCUUAAUGACCGGCACGCCGGAUGAUAAAUCCGACGCAGCCGCGUCAUUAGCUUCUUUAGCUAGAGACAACGAUCGAUACGUGAAACUGAUAGUCGAAGAAGGUGGAGUCAACCCAUUGCUAAAACUUGUGAAAGAAGGCAAAAUCGACGGUCAAGAAAACGCGGCGAGAACAAUCGGGUUAUUGGGUCGUGACCCGGAAUGUGUUGAGCAUAUGAUUCAGUUAGGCGUGUGCACAUCGCUUGCGAAUAUUCUUAAAGAAGGUUCGAUGAAAGUUCAAGCCGUCGUUGCUUGGGCUGUUUCAGAGCUUGUCUCUGGUAAUCACGCCAAAUGUCAAGAGCUUUUCGCUCAGAACAAUGUGAUUAGGCUACUCGUGAGCCAUUUAGCGUUUGAAACGGUUCAAGAACAUAGCAAAUACGCGGUUGUUGCGGGUCGAGCUACUUCGAUGCAUCACGCCGUUGUUAUGGCGGCGAGUAAGAUCGGAGGAAGUAGAGAUAAUUUGCCGGCGUUGCACGAGGAUGAUGAUGAUAAUAAUCAGAUCGGGAUUCCGAAUCCUAUGACGAAUCAGAUGCAUAGCAUUGUCGCGACUACGAUGGCGAUGAAACCGAUCGGAUCUGGAUCUGGAUCCAAAAACCGAUUUCUUACCGGAGAUGACGAGAGACCGCCGGAGAAGCUACCGGAGAAGAGCUAUAGCUUGAGUUCAUCACAUAGUGGAAUCGCGAAGCAUCAAUCGCGAAACGCAUCGGUUACUAGAGGGAGAGAGCUUGAAGAUCCGGUGACGAAGACUUACAUGAAAGCAAUGGCGGCGAGAGCGUUAUGGAAACUCGCUGUAGGAAACGCAUCGAUCUGCCGAGUCAUCACCGAGUCACGAGCUUUACUCUGUUUCGCGGUUUUGCUAGAGAAAGGAGACGCGGAGACCAAGUACAACACAGCCAUGGCGAUAAUGGAGAUAACCGCAGUCGCCGAAGAAAACGCAGAUCUGAGAAGAUCCGCGUUUAGACGAACUUCACCAGCGUGUAAAGCGGUGGUUGAUCAGUUAUUCCGAAUCGUUGAAAACGCAGACGCAGGUUCCGAUUUGCUUAUUCCUUGCGUUCGAUCAAUCGGAAACCUAGCACGAACCUUCAAAUCAGCAGAAACGCAUUUAAUCGUUCCUUUGAUUAAACUCUUAGACGACGGAGAACCAGAUUUAGCGGCGGAAGCAGCGAUUGCGUUGGCGAAAUUCGCGACGGAGGAUAAUUUCUUAGGGAAAGAUCAUUCGAGGACGAUAAUCAACGGCGGAGGAACGAAGCUAUUGGUGCAGUUAGCUUACUUUGGAGAGAACGGAGCUCAGAUUCCGGCGAUGGUUUUGUUGAGUUAUGUGGCAAUGAAUGUACCUGAUAGUGAGCAAUUAGCGAAUGAUGAAGUGUUGAUGGUUUUGGAAUGGGCAUCGAAGCAAACGAAUGUGAUUGAAGAAGAUGAAGAUAUGGAAGCUUUGUUGUAUGAAGCUAAGAGUAGACUUGAGCUUUAUCAGUCAAGAGGAUCAAGAGGCUUUCAUGUUUGA
Arabis nemorensis is the source of this 2007-nucleotide messenger RNA. The record is from the annotation of a GenBank genome assembly. NCBI's taxonomy places the organism in Eukaryota, Viridiplantae, Streptophyta, Magnoliopsida, Brassicales, Brassicaceae.